This is a messenger RNA of Olea europaea var. sylvestris, 1882 nucleotides long. RefSeq names its product probable serine/threonine-protein kinase PBL9. Bases 412 to 1644 code for a protein of 410 amino acids. Gene Ontology annotation, biological process: protein phosphorylation. The transcript has 6 exons. The record is from RefSeq and is a predicted model, not a curated record. NCBI's taxonomy places the organism in Eukaryota, Viridiplantae, Streptophyta, Magnoliopsida, Lamiales, Oleaceae. Gene Ontology annotation, molecular function: ATP binding; protein kinase activity.
GUUCUUUUCAUAUGAGUAAGACCCUGAAAUGUAGAAGAGCAAGAAAUUUUUUAGCUAAAUAAUUUAUUUUACAUUUUUUGAUCCCUACUUAUGAUUUCUCUCAUAAUUUUCUUUAGUCAACUGAAAGGCGUUCAUCGUCAAGCUUGCUGUGUUGUGGAUACGGUGGGCGUCUGAGAAGGAAUUUUGAGACAGAAAAAUCAAGAAAAUUAAGAGGAUUUUACUUUAGAUCUGGGGUCACGAGAGUUGUGAGGGGUAUUAUAUUGGUUCAUUUCAUAUAGACACUUAAGCUUGUUCUUUUUGCUUGCACAAUAUUAAAAAGAAAAAAGAAAUCUUGAGGUUUUCUUUGGAUUUUAGCCUUGUUUUCUUGUUCUGUAGAAGUAUUUGAGUUUUUGGAGGGUUACUUGAUACUUAAUGGGGAUUUGCUUGAGCAACCAAAUCAAGGCUGAGAGCCCUUUUCAUACUGGUGCUAUUUCAUGUAAAAAUGUGAGCGGAAAUGGGACAGAAUUAAGUAAAUCAGGCAGCAAGGCCUCGUCCAUACCCUCGACUCCUUGGAGUGAGGGUGAGAUCUUGCAGUCCUCCAACUUGAAAAGCUUCACUUUCAGUGAUCUUAAAGCAGCCACAAGAAACUUUCGCCCCGACAGUGUAUUAGGGGAAGGGGGUUUUGGUUCUGUUUACAAAGGAUGGGUUGACGAACACUCACUUGCAGCAUCAAAGCCUGGGGCUGGGAUCGUUAUAGCUGUUAAGAGGCUAAACCAAGAAGGGUGGCAGGGUCACAAGGAAUGGUUGGCAGAAAUUAACUAUCUUGGGCAGCUUCGCCAUUCUAAUCUUGUGAAAUUAAUUGGUUACUGUUUAGAGGAUGACCACAGAGUUUUGGUUUAUGAGUUCAUGCCCAAGGGUAGCAUGGAGAAUCAUCUAUUCAGGAGAGGUUCUUACUUCCAGCCACUUUCCUGGAGCCUAAGAAUGAGAAUUGCUCUAGGUGCUGCAAGAGGACUUGCCUUUCUUCACAGUGCUGAGGCAAAAGUAAUAUAUCGAGACUUCAAAACUUCCAAUAUCUUGCUUGAUUCGAACUACAAUGCAAAACUUUCUGAUUUUGGGUUAGCGAGGGAUGGGCCAACUGGUGAUAAGAGUCACGUCUCAACUCGAGUUUUGGGAACUUAUGGAUACGCUGCUCCUGAGUAUCUAUCCACAGGCCAUUUAACUGUCAGGAGUGAUGUAUACAGCUUUGGAGUGGUACUUUUAGAAAUUCUGUCUGGUAAGAAAGCAAUAGACAAGAAUCGUCCAUCGGGGGAGCACAAUCUGGUUGAAUGGGCAAAACCUUAUCUUGUUAACAAACGUAGAAUGUUGCGCAUUCUUGAUUCCCGUCUUGAAGGCCAGUACUCUACGGAUCAAGCCUUAAAGGCAGCUACCGUUGCGCUUCAAUGCUUAUGCACGGAACCCAAGUUGAGGCCAAAAAUGAUCGAGGUCGUAACUGCUUUAGAACAGGUUCAAGAGUCGAAGAACACUUCAAAAAUUGAUCAGAACUGUCACAUAUCAAAUCAACACAGCCAACAUCACAAGGGACAUAGGUCACACCGAAGCAGUGCUGAAGAAACUCGUGGAGUAACGGCUUAUCCCAGACCUGCAGCUUCCCCACUUUACGCGUAAGAGAAGAAAGAGAGGCAUGGCAUAAUCUUAUUUGGUUUAGCAUAAACUUCUUUCUGGUUAACUAUAUUUUGAAAGGUAUGUACAGUUUUUAUUGUGGCUGUAUGCUUUUGUACUCGAUAGGACAGGAUGGCGUUCUGAUUUAUCAUCAGCUUGCUGCUGGAAAUGUUGUAGGAUGCUUUUAGCAUGGAAAUCAAAAUUUUGUCAAAAAUAUUUAAUGCUUUAUGUUUUUGAGGAUGUC